UUCUUUCUCACUGCUGCGUUCUCUGAAGUUAAAAAAAAAAGAAGCAGAGAGAGAGAGAGAGAGAGAUUGUGUGUGUGUGGAAAGCUGUUUUCCGGGAGCUAUUUCUGAGACAUCAUUAUGGUGAGGAAGAGGAGAACUGAGCUUCCUAGUGGGAGCGAAAGCUCUCAGGCUCAGCAGGAAACAAGUGGGGGUGGUAGUGGUAGAGGCUACCAACCACGCCCUGCUGAGAGGAGCGCUCCACCCCAGCAGCAACAUGCAGGAGGAAGAGGUUGGGCCCCCCAAGGAGGUCGUGGAGGUUAUGGUGGGGGGCGCAGCGGUCGUGGAAUGCCACCUCAGCAACAGUAUGGUGGGACACCUGAAUAUCAAGGCCGGGGAAGGGGAGGGCCACCCCAGCAAGGUGGUCGCGGAGGGUAUGGCGGUGGCCCUGGCGGCAUCAGUGGCCGAGGCGGACCUUCUUCUGGUGGCCCAUCAAGACCAUCAGAUCCCGAGCUGCACCAAGCAACCCAGGUUCAACAUCAACCUGGGGUCAUUCCGCCUCAGCCAACGUCAUCUGAGGCUAGUUCAUCUACCCGACCUCCGGAGCCAUCUCAAGUGGUCCAGCAAUUUGAGGAGCUCACCAUCCAAGGCGCUCCGAGCCAGGCAAUUCAACCUGUGCCACCAUCUAGUAAAUCAGUGAGGUUCCCUCUUAGGCCUGGCAAGGGUAGCACUGGAACGAAGUGUAUAGUUAAGGCAAAUCACUUCUUUGCUGAAUUACCAGACAAAGAUUUGCAUCAGUAUGAUGUUACAAUUACUCCGGAGGUGACAUCUCGUGGAGUCAACCGUGCUGUAAUGGAACAGCUGGUUAGGUUGUACAGAGAAUCGCAUCUUGGAAAGAGGCUUCCUGCCUAUGAUGGGCGAAAGAGUCUGUAUACUGCUGGGCCACUCCCAUUUCUAUCCAAGGAGUUCAAAAUUACGCUUAUUGAUGAAGAUGAUGGAUCCGGUGGGCAAAGGAGAGAAAGGGAAUUUAAAGUUGUGAUAAAAUUGGCUGCACGUGCAGACCUGCACCAUUUAGGACUCUUCUUGCAGGGUAGGCAAGCUGAUGCACCCCAGGAAGCACUUCAAGUUCUUGAUAUUGUCCUGCGUGAAUUACCUACUACUAGGUACUGUCCUGUGGGUCGUUCAUUUUAUUCUCCUGAUCUGGGAAGGAGGCAGUCACUGGGUGAGGGAUUGGAGAGUUGGCGUGGUUUUUAUCAAAGCAUUCGUCCAACUCAGAUGGGGCUGUCUCUGAAUAUAGACAUGUCUUCAACUGCAUUCAUUGAGCCAUUGCCAGUAAUUGAGUUUGUAACACAGCUGCUGAAUCGGGAUGUUACUUCUAGACCCUUGUCUGAUUCUGAUCGUGUAAAGAUCAAAAAGGCUCUACGAGGAGUCAAAGUUGAGGUUACACAUCGCGGAAAUAUGCGCAGGAAGUACCGUAUAUCUGGUUUAACAUCGCAGGCAACAAGAGAGCUGACGUUUCCAGUUGAUGAAAGAGGUACAAUGAAAUCAGUUGUUGAAUACUUCUUCGAAACUUAUGGUUUUGUUAUUCAACAUUCACAAUGGCCAUGUCUGCAAGUGGGUAACCAACAGAGACCAAAUUAUUUGCCUAUGGAGGUUUGCAAGAUUGUCGAGGGUCAGAGGUACUCGAAGAGGUUGAAUGAGAGACAGAUUACUGCUUUAUUGAAGGUGACCUGCCAGCGUCCUCGAGACAGGGAGCUAGAUAUAAUGCAGACCGUUCGUCACAAUGCUUACCAUGAGGAUCCUUAUGCAAAAGAGUUUGGAAUCAAAAUUAGUGAGAAGCUGGCUUCAGUUGAAGCUCGAAUUCUUCCUGCACCAUGGCUGAAAUAUCAUGAUACAGGCAGAGAAAAGGAUUGCCUACCACAAGUUGGACAAUGGAACAUGAUGAAUAAGAAAAUGGUCAAUGGGGGAGUAGUUAACAAUUGGAUCUGCAUCAAUUUUUCACGGAAUGUGCAAGAUAGUGUGGCCCGUGGGUUUUGCCAUGAACUUGCACAAAUGUGUUACAUUUCUGGCAUGGCAUUUUGUCCUGAACCAGUGCUUCCACCUUUGAGUGGCCGUCCUGAUCAGGUAGAAAGAGUCCUUAAAACUCGGUAUCAUGAUGCCAUGACCAAACUCCAGCCUCAGAGAAAGGAGCUUGACCUGCUUAUCGUUAUUUUGCCAGAUAACAAUGGCUCUCUUUAUGGUGAUUUGAAGCGAAUCUGUGAGACUGAUCUUGGUCUUGUUUCCCAAUGUUGCUUGACGAAGCAUGUAUUUAGGAUGAAUAAACAAUACCUGGCCAAUGUGGCAUUGAAGAUAAAUGUCAAGGUUGGAGGAAGGAAUACUGUGCUUGUGGACGCACUGUCAAGGCGUAUACCUUUAGUCAGUGAUCGGCCUACUAUUAUCUUUGGUGCUGAUGUUACCCAUCCUCAUCCAGGAGAGGAUUCAAGCCCUUCAAUUGCAGCUGUUGUGGCAUCUCAAGAUUGGCCGGAAAUCACAAAGUAUGCUGGUUUGGUUUGUGCUCAAGCCCAUCGACAGGAGCUGAUUCAAGAUCUUUUCAAGACAUGGCAGGAUCCUGCAAGAGGGACAUUGUCUGGUGGCAUGAUUAAGGAACUACUCGUAUCUUUUCGUAGAGCAACUGGUCAGAAACCACAACGUAUCAUAUUUUACAGGGAUGGUGUGAGUGAGGGCCAAUUCUACCAGGUUUUGCUGUAUGAACUAGAUGCUAUCCGAAAGGCGUGUGCCUCUUUGGAGCCAAACUAUCAGCCUCCUGUGACUUUUGUUGUGGUUCAGAAGCGCCAUCACACAAGAUUGUUUGCCAAUAACCAUCAUGACCACAAUUCAGUUGAUAAGAGUGGAAACAUAUUGCCGGGUACUGUUGUAGACUCCAAAAUUUGUCACCCAACUGAAUUUGACUUCUACCUCUGUUCGCAUGCUGGAAUUCAGGGUACAAGUCGUCCAGCUCAUUACCAUGUACUAUGGGAUGAGAACAAGUUUACCGCUGAUGGGCUGCAGUCCCUAACAAAUAACCUUUGUUAUACAUAUGCAAGGUGCACUCGAUCUGUUUCCAUUGUGCCCCCGGCAUACUAUGCCCAUCUUGCUGCAUUCCGAGCUCGGUUCUAUAUGGAGCCAGAGUCCUCAGAAAGUGGUUCCAUUACAAGUGGUGCUGCCACUGGACGUGGAGGCAUGGGCGGAGCAGGUCCACGAAGCACACGUGCACCAGGAAUUAAUGCUGCUGUGAGACCCCUACCAGCACUCAAGGAGAAUGUCAAAAGGGUCAUGUUCUACUGUUAGGCUAGCUGGUCCCUGGCAAAGCAAAGAUCAUCAUUCCAAGUUAUGGGUUUUUGUUUAAAUAGAGUUUGUGAAACCGUUUUUCUGUCCUCGUUGUUUUGUUUGGCAUGCUAAUGACAAUCCGUGAGAUCCCUCUUGCGGUAGUUUUAACUGAAAACUGUUAACGGAUUUCUUCCUGGAUUUCAAGUUUCGAUGUAGUCAUGUCCACAUUGA
This is a messenger RNA of Juglans regia (Persian walnut), 3513 nucleotides long. Its product is annotated as protein argonaute 1-like. Gene Ontology annotation, cellular component: cytoplasm. The record is from RefSeq and is a predicted model, not a curated record. The coding region runs from base 118 to 3303 and encodes 1061 amino acids. Gene Ontology annotation, biological process: regulatory ncRNA-mediated post-transcriptional gene silencing. The transcript has 22 exons. Gene Ontology annotation, molecular function: protein binding; RNA binding. NCBI's taxonomy places the organism in Eukaryota, Viridiplantae, Streptophyta, Magnoliopsida, Fagales, Juglandaceae.